CCCACGCCGGCGGGAAGGAGAUUCCAAAACCUGUCAAAAUGGUUGAAGCAGAUCGGCCUGGGAAGCUGUUCGUUGGUGGAUUGAACAUUGAAACGAACGAGAAAGCUCUUGAAUCUGUCUUUGGCAAAUAUGGCCGUAUUGUAGAAGUUCUCCUUAUGAAAGAUCGUGAAACCAACAAAUCCAGAGGUUUUGCUUUUGUCACAUUUGAAAGCCCAGCAGAUGCUAAGGAUGCAGCAAGAGAUAUGAAUGGAAAGUCUUUAGAUGGAAAAUCCAUUAAAGUUGAACAAGCUACCAAGCCAACCUUUGAAACUGGUAGACGUGGGCCCCUCCCAAGGAGCAGAGGACCCCCAAGAGGCCUUAGAGGUGGAAGAGGCAGCAGUGGAACCCGGGGGCCACCUUCAAGAGGCAGUCACUUAGGUUCCUCUAGAGGCCCUCUCCCAAUGAAAAGGGGCCCACCUCCCCGUAGCGGGGGACCACCACCCAAAAGACCCACACCAUCUGGACCUGUACGCAGCAGUAGCGGGAUGGGUGGUAGAGCGCCCCUGUCACGUGGCAGAGACAGCUAUGGGGGGCCUCCGCGAAGAGACUCCUUGCCAUCACGAAGAGAUGUCUACUUAUCCCCUAGAGAUGAUGGCUACAGUACUAAGGACAGUUAUUCAAGCCGAGAUUAUCCAAGUUCCAGAGACACCAGAGAUUAUGCCCCACCACCAAGGGAUUAUACCUAUCGUGAUUAUGGACACUCCAGCUCACGGGAUGAGUAUCCCUCAAGAGGUUACAGUUAUUCCUCCUACAGCGAUCGGGAUGGCUACGGAGGGCGUGACCGGGAUUACUCGGACCAUCCCAGUGGAGGCUCUUACAGAGAUUCCUAUGAGAGCUACGGUAACUCACGUAGUGCUCCCCCUGCACGCGGGCCCCCUCCAUCAUAUGGUGGAAGCAGUCGCUAUGACGAUUACGGAAGCACCCGUGAUGGGUAUGGUGGAAGUCGAGAGAGUUACUCAAGCAGCAGAAGCGAUGUCUACUCAAGUGGCCGAGACCAUGUGGGCAGACAAGACAGAGGCCUUCCCCCGUCUAUGGAACGGGGCUACCCUCCGCCCCGCGAUUCUUACAGCAGCUCGAGCCGCGGAGCACCCCGAGGUGGCGGCCGGGGAGGGAGCCGCUCGGAUAGAGGUGGAGGCCGAAGCAGAUACUAAAAAAACCUUUGAAACUCAUGGACCAAAUCAAGUUUUUUUUCCUCCUCCCCCCCCCAACACAAGGAAUGUGGAAGUUUUAUCUCGUUCCCACCCAGAGGACUAUCAACACGAUGUUUUUAACUUUUUUUUUUAAUUGUUGCUUGUUAAGUUCCCCUUCAUUACUGAUGUUUUUUGUGAGGAAAGAGUAAAAACAAUGUUUAAUUUCAUUUCAAAAUUGUUAAUAAUUUCUCUCAAAAAGCAGAUGUUAAUGUAUGCCAUUUUGAGCCUAUGUACUAGUGUUGUAACCUUUUCAAAGUAAACGUUAACCCUGAAAUACCACACUUUUCACUUCAUCAAUGCAACGGCCAGCCGAAGGCACCCCAUGCAUCUAAAAUGGCCAUGGAUCGUUCUGCUCAUGCAAGCAUGCCUUCUCUCUAGGCAAGACAUGUGAUUUGUUGGAAGGGGGGGUGGGGAUGGAUGCCAACCCCUAAACUAUUAAAAGUGUCCUCUGAAAUGCAAAGAUGCUCCCAAAUAAUGACCUACCUUCGGUCCUGUGUAAAAUUCAGGACACCAUUCAGCCUUUUUAAGUCAAAACCACCAAUGGAUAAAGCUGAAUGUACAUUGUGCCACUCUACGCAUUUCCUUAGGCAAUUUGCAAGAACCUCACCCCCCUCAGUAAUGUAUUAAACCUGCAGCAAGCGAGCUGCAGAGUUCUGUAAAUUAAAAAAAAAGAGAGGUUUGGCCCAUUCCACCCAAGAAGCUGCAGAACGUACUUGCUCUUACUGUUUCAAAUUUUUGCAAUCCUGUAGUGUCUCAUUUUUAAAGGAACAUCUUUGACUCCAAAGGCAAAAUGGAGAAAAGUAAGAUAAGCAAAGAAGUCUUUCUCACCAACCUCUGAAAAGCUUAUGGCUUCAUAUAAACAAGUGAAAACUUUCAGCAUCCCACAACAACAGCUUUAAAGCAUCAAAUGCCCGUGAAACAGCAAAAGAUGGUAAGCAAAGCAAAAACUAGUUUUUCGGUCUAAGUCAAAACGUGAAACCAAAAAGCUAUCGUCCUUUUUAGUACAGUAGGACAUGCUGUGCAUCAUGGCAAUGGAAGUUUUUCUAGCUUUUUAAAGAAAGCGCCAAAUGGAAAAAAAAAAAAAAGUAAAUACCUGUGCUGGGAAGCCUUAGGCGAAGCCUUCUAAAUUCAUCAUAACCUUGUCUUGGAUGAAAAUAUGUAUGGCACAAAAGCUUUUGAAAAUGAUGCUAAGAAAGCAGCUUGUAAACAAGUCCCCAUAAGGGGUUGGGGGGGACUGUUGCUUUUUUUGGCCAGUAUGUUUCAAUGAAGAUACUUAUAUA
This is a messenger RNA of Pseudonaja textilis, 2509 nucleotides long. RefSeq names its product RNA binding motif protein X-linked (gene RBMX). Gene Ontology annotation, molecular function: RNA binding. Lineage: Eukaryota; Metazoa; Chordata; Lepidosauria; Squamata; Elapidae. The record is from RefSeq and is a predicted model, not a curated record.